AUGACUCGCGUGCCCGGUGAAGAAUUAGGCCAAGUUUUUGAAUCCCUCAGUGACGAGGAUAAAAAUUCAAUUCUAGAAGAGCUUAAAGGCUACCUAAAAAUCAUACGAGGGUGGUCAAGUCCCUGGGGUGGGCAAAGAAUUUGCUCUCUUCGAGGUACCUCGAUAAGGAGUGUCCGCCUUCCCGGUCAUUUUGCUGGUCCAUUUGAGUCAGAGGCAGAUUUCAAUGAGUACCUCAUACGGCCUGCUUGGUCGGGUGGUUUCUCAUCAGACACGGAAUACAAAGAUGCACUCAAUCGCGUCAAAGUGAUGGGAAGCUUGCCUCAUCGCGUUGUUUUUACCCACGGAGAUUUAAAGCACCAUAACAUUCUGGUACAAGGGGGCAAGAUCACCGGAUUUUUGGAUUGGGAAUCGGCAGGCUGGUACCCUGAAUAUUGGGACUUCACUACUGCUUUGAGGUUCACGCAGGAGGAUUUUUGGUGGUACAGCUUUGUGAUCAAACUCGGUGGAGACUCAUAUUUGGCAGAGAUGGAUUGUGAGAAGGCCUUGACUUCUCUGACCGGCGCUUCUUACUAUUGGUAG
Penicillium brevicompactum is the source of this 579-nucleotide messenger RNA. RefSeq lists its product as uncharacterized. The transcript has a single exon. The coding region runs from base 1 to 579 and encodes 192 amino acids. NCBI's taxonomy places the organism in Eukaryota, Fungi, Ascomycota, Eurotiomycetes, Eurotiales, Aspergillaceae. The record is from RefSeq and is a predicted model, not a curated record.